CACCAACUGACACUAACACUAACACCAACACUAACACCAUGUCCCAGCAACAGAUUGAUCCCACUCAGAUCAAGCAGGAGGAGCAUGUCGGCGGCGAGGCCGUGCAGACAGAGGCUCCUCACGACGCAGAACUGAAUCGUCUGCGUGCAGAGAAUGAGCAGCUUCGACGCAGCUUGGAGCAGGACCAGCAGGCAAGAGCCGAGGCUGAGGCUGCCAAGGAGCGUGCCGAAGCUGCUCUGAAGGAGCCUGAGCUUAUCCAUAGCCAGGCUAUAAAGGAUCUUCAGCAGCAACUGGAGCGGGAGCAGCAGGCGCGAGCCGAAGCUGAAUCCGCAAUUGUCGCUCUGGAAGGUGCGUGUGGUCAUCUUGAAUCACAAGCAACUCAGAUGUUCGAAAGGACGAACAAUGAGGCGAGCGAAGCCCUGAAAAUGGUCCGUACCUACAAGGAUACGUGUGACACCUGGGCGGCUAUGUACAAUAAGCUCGACUCGGACUUCGAGAAGCUCGUCGAGGCUUACAAGAACCUCGACUUGGACCACAAAAGGCUCAAAGCCGGGGUCAAAGCCGGGGUCGAAGGGAUCAAAAAGGUUAUGGACGACUACGCGAAGUAA
Molecule: messenger RNA, 608 nt
Organism: Aplosporella prunicola CBS 121167
Lineage: Eukaryota; Fungi; Ascomycota; Dothideomycetes; Botryosphaeriales; Aplosporellaceae
Exons: 1
Coding region: 39-608 (189 amino acids)
Source: RefSeq, a predicted model, not a curated record